Aspergillus ruber CBS 135680 is the source of this 4742-nucleotide messenger RNA. RefSeq names its product ARM repeat-containing protein. Lineage: Eukaryota; Fungi; Ascomycota; Eurotiomycetes; Eurotiales; Aspergillaceae. The transcript has 3 exons. The coding region runs from base 281 to 4591 and encodes 1436 amino acids. The record is from RefSeq and is a predicted model, not a curated record.
UGCAGGCGCACACAGUCAAAGAUAUCUUCGUCAUGUUUUCGGUUCUGACAGAUUCUCAGCUCGCGAACAACUAACAAUUGUUCGCCCACAUGAUCCAAGCAGCUUUGCCCACAGCGGAAUAAACAAGCGAACUUCCACAUCAUCAAUCUUGAGGAGCACGAGCAUUCCGUACAAUCUCUGAAGAUCAAGCGUCCAUUCUCUGGCAGAUUGCGUACAGCGAGUUUUGAGCCUCAGUAUUACCACGGCUGUGAGUACUGGACGCUGCAGGGUUUCCGCAUAAAUGGAUUUGGUCAUUCUCAGUUUGGUUAUCCUGUCCCUGGGGGUGAUCAUUAUUCGAUUUCGGCUUCGCCGCCAUAGGUUUGCUGGAAAGCCUUCAUCAACACAGAUCACAACAUGCGAGCGAGGUGUCCAUCUAUAUCAAGUUAACGCCUUGGAUGAUAAAGACACGGAUAUUGAUAUCAUUGCUAUACAUGGCCUCGACACCAAAUCACCAGACACGUGGGAAUAUUGUAUCGGGAGCAAUAAAGUUAACUGGCUGGCCAGACCAGACAUGCUCCCGAAGAAGGCAGCAAGGGCUCGGAUCUUCUAUUGCAACUGGCCGGCCGACCUGUUUGAAAGUUCACAUUCGAGACAGAAGACGUUUGACGAGUUUGCUCGGCUUUUGCUCGCUGGUAUCAAAAGACGGCCGCUGGCAGCCAAUGACCUCACAGGAAAUGAUCGGCCCAUUAUAUUUAUUGCGUCAUGUAUUGGGGGUGUUAUUCUUAUGAAGGCUCUUGUAAACGCGAACGAUAGUGACGAGUACCUCCCUCUCAGAAAAGCAACACGCGGUAUAGUGUUUCUCGCCACACCGUUCCGGGGGACUUCAUUCCAAGAUGUAGCGGCCUGGGCAGAGCCUGGCCUGAAGGCCUGGGCUUUGAUGCAAGGCCGAGGAGUGAGUCAGCUACUUCAAGAAGUGAAGUACAGUUUUGACCUUGACGAACUCGUACGCCACUUUACUCAACUUUGUCAAAACAAGGAUCACCCUUACCAGGUUGUUAAUUUUUACGAGACUGGCAAGAUGAGCCUCCGACACAGAUUAAUUUCCUUUCUACCGGCCAUUUUUGCCCAAGAAAAGCCGCUGGUAGAUCGGUCUUCCGCGAUUCUGGACAUUGUUAAAGAUCCACUGCCCCUUGAUAGAACCCAUAAAAUGAUGAAUAAGUUCUAUGGCCCUGAAGAUCCGGCUUACGAAUAUGUUGCUGGGAAAAUCAAAGAAAUUUUGGAGAAUGUUCAUGAGACUUCCCAACUCCAGCAAGCGGAUGCCUGGAUCCGGAAGAGACUGUACACUGGAGAUCGGCUCAGGAUUGAGAGACUCUCAGGCGAACCCUUGUCUAUGGAUCAAUGCUACAUCAAUCUGGCUAUCGUGGAGCAGUCCGGGAGGAAUGCACGUGGCUCACAAGGCCCUAAUGAUACGCAAAAGUCGUCCCAAUUUUCACUGUUUGCUCGAUUGAGGAUCGAGGAACCAGAUAAAGAGGUUAAGGUCGUGCUGCCUAUGCUUUUCAGCCCCCGUAAAGCACAUAACGGCAAAAAAUUAGAACCAAGGCGAGUCCUAAUCCGAGGACAGGCAGGAGUAGGUAAAACCACCCUGUGCAAGAAGAUCGUCUAUGACUUUACAUAUGGGAAACUAUGGUCAGGCUUAUUUGAUCGCUUGCUUUGGGUGCCGUUGCGGAAUUUGAAAUUGAAAGAAAGACGCCUGAUUGCCGGUUACAACUUGGACCAUCUAUUCCGGAAUGAGUUCUUCUUUGAACACCCCAGAGCUGAUGCCUUGGCCAAAGCAUUGUGGAGUGCGGUUAAGGACACUAAAAUGAGAACUCUGUUUCUUCUUGAUGGUCUCGACGAAGUAUCGCAAGAUUUGGACAGGAGUGGCGACAUGUUCCGUUUCCUUAAGGUGCUCUUAGAUCAACCCAAUGUCAUCAUUACGUCUCGGCCCCAUGCAAGAUUCCCGGCUGGCCUGAAAUCUCUCGACCUCGAAUUGGAAACGAUCGGAUUCUACCAUGACCAGUUGAAUGAUUAUCUCCUAAGGGCCGCAUUUAAAGGUGAUCCGGACAAAGCCAGUGAGGUUCAGUCGUUCCUCAAAGCGCAUCCGCUACUACAAGGUCUUGUACGAAUCCCGAUCCAGUUAGAUGCGCUCUGUUACACCUGGGACGGUCUCAGUGGCAAGUCUAUACCGCAAACAAUGACUGCCGUUUAUCAAGCCAUCGAAAGAAAACUAUGGCAGAAGAAGGAUGUCAUGAGAUUGGAGAAAUGGCAUGAUGGGGAGCUGGUGACGCCAUGCCACAUUGAGGGUGCAGAUAUAGACCAGAUUUUUGAGAGUGAGAUCUACCUUCUUGAAGGUUUUGCCUUUACAGGCCUAUUCAACAACAUUAUCGACUUUGACUUGAAGCACCGAACGGCUAUAUCUAAGCAGUUCAAGUUUCCUGGUACGAACAUUCUCCUUGAUAAAACGCUUCCACGCCUUUCUUUUCUACGGCCAUCGGAAAUCUCUAAUAAUGAUGGUAAUCGGAGCUAUCAUUUCUUACACCUGACGUUUCAAGAGUAUUUUGCGGCACGAUAUUUUGUUCGCCAGUGGACGGCCGGACAACUUCUUGACUGUCUUGACCUUAAACCCAGCAAAGGGAUAAAAGAGAUCCAACCUGCCAAAUUUCUUCAAAAGUAUAAGUACCAUGUACACUAUGAUAUUUUCUGGCGCUUUGUCUCUGGCCUGCUUGACACCGAAGGGGAGACGGAAAGUCUUCGCUUUCUCAAGAAUAUUGAGGAAAGUCCGCGCGAUCUCCUGGGUCCUGUUCACCAACGGCUGGUCAUGCACUGCUUGAAUGAGCUGGCGCCACGGGAGGGCAAAUCAAGAUUAUGUCAGCUUCGAUCAGUGCUAGAAGAUCAAUUAUCACAGUGGCUUUUGUUUGAAUGCAAAUUUACAAGAAAGCCACCACGGUUAGCAGGCGAAAGUGAGCUACCAGACCAGGUCCUGAUCAGAGCCUUAACACAAGCAUCUGACGAAGUGAAGAUAUUAAUCGUGGAAUCACUGGUGUCACGGCCAUUUCUUCAGGCAAGUAUCAUAAAUCUGGCACUUUCCUGGCUAAGCGAUGGUGUUUCCCGAGAUUUGGAAAUUACAAUUUUGAGAAUGCUGCGGCUCUCACAAGUAGCCUGGUCAGAUGGGACCCUGAAACUCGCAAAGUAUAUGGCAGCACGGCUUGAGGAUAAUGAUCAGCGUGUCCAAUGGGCGGCAGUGAAAGCGCUUCAAAAUCGACAAGAUCUAAGCCCUGAUAUUGUGAAAUCCAUUGCAGAACGGCUUGAGCAUGAAGACUCAGGUAUCCGACGGGCGGCAGUUGAAGCACUUCAAAAUCAGAAGGGUCUAAGCCUAGAGAUUGUGAGCGCCAUUGCAGGACGACUUGAAGAUGAAGAUUGGCAUGUUAAAUGGGCAGCAGUUGAAGCUCUUCAAAAUCAACAGGAUCUAAGCCCAGAGAUUGUGAACGCUAUUGCAGGACGACUUGAGGACAAUAACCAGUGUGUCCAAUGGGCAGCAGUGAAAACGCUUGAAAAUCAACAUGAUCUCAGCCUGAAUAUUAUGAACGCCAUUGGGGGAUGGUAUGAAGAUAAUAAUCAGGGUAUCCAAUCGGUGGCAGCUGAAGCGCUUCAAAAUCAACAGGAUCCAAGCUCAGAGAGUGUGAGAGCUAUUGCAGGAAGACUUGAAAAUAAAGAUUGGCUUGUCCGACGGACAGCAGUUGAAGCACUUCAAAAUCGACAGGACCUUAGCCCAGAGAUUGUAAACUUCGUUGCAGAACGGCUUGAGCAUGAAGUCUCACAUAUACGACGGGCGGCAAUUGAAGCGCUUCAAAAUCAACAGGAUCUAAGCCCAGCGAUUGUGAACGCCAUUGCAGGACGGCUUAAGGAUAAUGAUCAGCGUGUCCAAUGGGCAGCGGUAAGAGCACUUCAAAAUCGACAGGAUCUAAGCCCAGAGAUUGUGGGAUCCAUUGCAGGACGGCUUGAACACGAAGAUUCAGGUGUCCGACGGGCGGCGCUUGAAGCACUUCAGAAUCAGAAGGAUCCUAGCCCAGAGACUGUGAACGCCAUUGCAGGACGGCUUAAAGAUGAAGUCUCACAUGUCCGACGGGCGGCAGUGGAAAUGCUUCAAAGUCGGCAGGGUCUUAGCUCAGAGAUUAUGAGCGCCAUUGCAGGACAGCUUGAGGAUGAAGAUUGGUGUGUCCGAUGGGCGGCAGUUGAAGCACUUCAAAAUCAGCAGGAUCUAAGUCCAGAGAUUGUGAGCGCCAUUGCAGGACGACUUGAGGAUGAAGAUUGGCAUGUCCGAUGGUUGGCAGUUGAAGCUUUUCGAAAUCGACGGAAUUUCAACUUAGAAACCGUCGAUCAUUACAUGGAAUCUCUAUACCGGACUCUCAUGGAAAAAAGUUUCUUGGAACAUCUGUACUGGUAUGUUGCAGAUGAAACUUCCUACAUAGUAUUUAAUAUUGAAGAUAUUCCCUUCGAAGGCCAACAUGAUCAUUUUCGGAACACACUUCAGAGAGUGCACACACGUUUGAAAAUCCUUGUACCUAAUAUUUAAAAAUACAAUCUUGUGUUUCUUCUUAACCAGCUAGUAUGAUAUAACAAUGGUGCAUAUUUGGUCAUUCAUCUGGUUUUGACCUCAUAACUAAACCUCACCCUCACCCGCGGGUGACCGUCAGAGGGGGUCAGGGUGCAGGGUAGGCUGCGGC